AGGGGCAGGACAUCUCAAGAGGUGCUUGUUUCCUCUGGCCAUUCCCCAUUUGUGUGGGUCUUUUGCAGGAGGCGUCCGGCCAUCGCGAUCUCUGGGGUGCAAAGAGGUGACGCUGAAGGUCCGAGCAGGAACGAGUCUUUGCAGGCAGAGGCGCCCUUCGGAAGCAGCUCUCCACGGGUGAGAGGGCACCGUCUGAACCCUGCAACACGUGAAUGCCGGGUAGAAAGGGCCAUCCCUGCUGGACAUUGGCCGAAGAGCAAGGGAGGCCAUGCUGGAGAAUGAGGGGAACGUGGUCUCUCUGGCCCUGCUGCUUCCCAAGACGAGCCUCGUCCCCAGUGCAGAGCAAGAGGCAGAGCCCAGGCCUCCACAAUAUCAGAUCUCAGACGGAACAGGGGCUGCCAUUUCGGACACCAGCUCAGGAAACUCGAGGAGGAAAAAUUUCUGCCCAGAGUGUGGCCGAUGCUUUGCCUUCAGAUUGGCUCUUGCUAGACACCAGAGAAUCCAUACAGGGGAGAAGAUCCAGGAAAACUCUGAGAGUGGGGAAUGUUUGGGUCAGAGUUUGGAGCUUGCGAGCCAUUCGGAAACCCCUAUGUCUUCAGAGUUCAGUAAGGUUCUUGCCCAUCAGCCCAUCGUUCUGAUCCACCGGAACAUCCAUGCAGGAGGAGAUAUCUCAUAUCGCUGCUUGGAGUGUGGGGAAGGUUUUUCCCAACUCUCAGAUUUUGUGAAACAUGAAAGAGGCCACAGAGGAGAGAAACCCCGUAAAUAUGGCGAGAGUAGGAACGGGUUCCCCAAGAGAUCACAGCUUCGCAAACACCGUAAAGUCCACACAGGAGAGAAGCCCCACAAAUGCAGUGUGUGCGAGUUGUGCUUUUCUGUUAGGUCACAACUUGUUAGCCAUCAGCGAACCCACAGUGGAGAAAAACCCUAUAAAUGCCCGGAGUGUGGGAAAUCAUUUGCUCAUAAGUCAGGCCUUGUAAUCCAUCAGAGGCUUCAUACAGGAGAGAAGCCCUAUGAAUGCUGGGAGUGUGGGAAAUGUUUUCCUCAAAAUGCACAGCUUUGGAGCCAUCGUUUGGUUCACACAGGGGAGAAACGGUAUAAGUGCUUGGAAUGUGGAAGAAGGUUUACUCAGCGUUCCUCACUUGUAGUCCAUCAGAGAACCCACACAGGAGAACGGCCCCAUAAGUGCCAGGAGUGUGGAAAAUGUUUCCCCACAAAAGGAAGUCUCAUGCGACACCAGAGAAUCCACACAGGAGAGAAACCCUAUGAAUGUAGAGAGUGUGGAAAAUGUUUUCAUGAGAACGCUGACCUUCUGAGACAUAAGACUGUUCACAGCGGAGAGAGGCCCCAUAAAUGUGCGGAGUGUGGGAAAAGUUUUAUUGUACCAGCACAACUUUCAAUCCACCAGAGAAUCCACACUGGGGAGAAACCCUACAAAUGCAUGGAGUGUGGAAAAUGCUUUUCCCAGAAGCAGCACCUCAAGGCGCAUGAAAAAAUCCACACUGGGGAGAAACCCUACAAAUGCAUGGAGUGUGAAAAAUGUUUUGCCAACAAAUCAUACCUUCAUGUACACCAGAGAAUCCACACGGGGGUGAAGCCAUAUGAAUGUGGAGAGUGUGGGAAAUGUUUUUCUACUUCAUUUGGCCUUAAUAUUCAUAGGAGAGUCCACACGGGAGAAAAGCCACAUAAAUGUUUAGACUGUGGAAUGUCAUUUACUAUAGCACAAGGCCUUAGGAUGCACCAGAGAAUCCACACAGGAGAGAAACCCCACAAAUGCUUGGAGUGUGGCAAAUGUUUUCCAAGGAAAGACAACCUUGUGAUCCAUCAGAGGAUCCACACAGGAGUGAGGCCAUAUGAGUGUGGAGAGUGUGGGAAAUGUUUUUCUACUUCAUCACAUCUUCUUGUUCAUAGGAGAGUCCACACAGGAGAAAAGCUCCAUAAAUAUUUAGACUGUGGGAUGUCAUUUACUUCAGCACAAAGCCUUAAGGGUCACCAGAGAAUACAUACAGGAGAUAAACCCUAUAAAUGCUUGGAGUGUGAGAAAUCAUUUUCUAAGAAGUCAUACUUUGUUAUCCAUCAGAGGAUCCACACAGGAGAGAAACCUUAGACUCCAUGUGGAAUAAAGAGCAUAUAAAUGUUGGGAGUGUGGGGAAUGUUUUUGUCAGUGGUCAGCCCUCGUGGAACACAAGAGUGGCCAUCCAAAAAGGACGUAUAGAUAUCAGGAGUGGGAAAUGCUUGGUAAAGAAAUGAAUCUUUUAUGAACAUUGGCGAUUCCACAAAGGAAAUACAAGUCAAGUGUCUGGAGUGUGUGGGAAAUGGUUUGCUGCUUGUGUGGACCUUCCAAGGCCACAUGACCCGGAAGCUGUAUGCCUGCUCCCUUGGCAAGUAAAGCGAGAUGAGUGCCGCAUCCCCAGUCGUCCAUGACUGGACCUAAUGGUCAGGGGCUUCUUUACCUUUACCUUUAUUGUCCUAUAAAAUUAUCAGUAGAACUAUACAGAACAACCUUACAUUUACUGAGCAAAAUAUCGUCUUCAAUUAUAUACCCAGCACAUGGAACCUUUCAAAAGAGGUGACUCUUCCAGGUGGCUCACAAUUUAGCAGAACCACCUGCUCCAUCCGGGCCCAGUACGGGCCACAUGAUCUCCUGCAAUGAUUUUGCAAAGUUUUUUGCAGAUAAAGUCGCUCAGAUUCGGGAAGAGGUAGACUCCACCGUGGGAGCAGGGCCGGGGCGGGGGAGUGCUAGAGUUCUGUCUAGUCAAGUUGUGUGGGAUCAAUUUCAAUCUGUUACCUCCGAGGAUGUGGACAGGCUGCUUGGACGAGUGAAACCAACCACCUGUCUCCUUGAUCCUUGCCCAUCCUGGCUUAUAAAAGCUAGCCCAGAAGGGCUGGGCGAUGGGCUUCGCGGGUUGGUGAAUGCUUCUCUCCAUGAGGGAGCCUUCCCAGACCCGCUGAAAGAGGCGGUUAUUAAACUGCUUCUGAAAAAGCCAUCUUUAGAUCCGGCCAAUAUGGCCAACUAUCGCCCAGUCUCAAAUCUUCCAUUCUUGGGUAAGGUAAUAAUAAUUUAAUAAUAAUAAUUUAUUAUUUAUACCCCGCCCAUCUGGCUGGGUUUCCCCAGCCACUCUGGGCGGCUUCCAACAAAAAAUUAAAACACAAUAAUCUAUUAAACAUUAAAAGCCUCCCUGAACAGGGCUGCCUUCAGAUGUCUUCUAAAAGUCUGGUAGUUGUUUUCCUCUUUGACAUCUGUUGGGAGGGCGUUCCACAGGGCAGGCGCCACCACCGAGAAGGCCCUCUGCCUAGUGAUUGAGCGAGUGGUUGCCGAACAACUCCAGGCACGCCUGGAAGAAGCGGAUCAUUUGGAUCCCUUCCAGUCAGGAUUCAGACCUCAUCAUGGGACUGAAACUGCCUUGGUCGCACUGGUCGAUGAUCUCCGGCGGGCUAUCAGCGGCUUUUGACACCAUCGACCAUAACAUCCUUCUGGACCGUCUAGAGGGCUUGGGAGCUGGGGGCACUGUCAUACAAUGGUUCUGCUCCUUCCUCCUGGGCCGUGUUCAGAAAGUGGUGGUGGGGGAUGAGUGUUCAGACCCCUGGGCUCUCACUUGUGGGGUGCCUCAGGGUUCUGUCCUCUCCCCAAGCUUUUUAACAUCUAUAUGCAGCCGCUGGGAGAUAUCAUCAGGGGGUUUGGGCUGGGUGUUCAGAUACCCAGCUCUACCUCUCUUUUAAAUCAGAACCAGUGAAGGCGGUGAAGGUCCUGUGUGAGUGCCUGGAGGCGGCUGGAGGAUGGAUGGCGGCUAACAGAUUGAGAUUGAAUCCUGACAAGACAGAAGACUGUUUGUGGGGGACAGGAGGCGGGCGGGUGUGGAGGACUCCCUGGUCCUGAAUGGGGUAACUGUGCCCCUGAAAGUCCAGGUGCGCAGCCUGGGGGUCAUUUUAGACUCACAGCUGUCCAUGGAGGCACAGGUCAAUUCUGUGUCCAGGGCAGCUGUUUAUCAGCUCCAUCUGGUACGCAGGCUGAGUCCCUACCUGCCCACUGACUGUCUCUCCAGAGUGGUGCAUGCUCUAGUUAUCUCUCGCUUGGACUACUGCAAUGCGCUCUACGUGGGGCUACCUUUGAAGGUAACCCGGAAACUACAACUAACCCAGA
This is a messenger RNA of Zootoca vivipara (common lizard), 4138 nucleotides long. The record is from RefSeq and is a predicted model, not a curated record. NCBI's taxonomy places the organism in Eukaryota, Metazoa, Chordata, Lepidosauria, Squamata, Lacertidae.